CACCUCUCUGGCGAAGGUGGAGGGGAAGCAGGAGGCCAUCAGGUGGCAAGAGCUGGGCCUGGACCUCACACCCGACACAGAAGCACACUCUGCCUCCUCGGGGGCCAUGGACUGACAGGUAGCACACACCGAGGGGCUCGUCUAUCCCCAGAGGUGCAGGGCCGUAAGAGCUGCGGCAUUCACCAUGCUGGCCCGGGGCAGUGGCCCCGAGCAGAGGACCAGGCUUGCCCUGCAGUGGAGGCAGAUCUCCUGGAUUGCCUGCUGGAUCACCCUGUAUGCUGUGGAGGCCCUCCCUGCCUGCCCAUUCUCCUGUAAGUGUGACAGCCGCAGCCUGGAGGUGGAUUGCAGUGGCCUAGGCCUCACCAUGGUGCCCCCAGACUUGCCUGCUGCCACCCGAACCCUCUUACUUUUGAACAAUAAGCUGAGUGCCCUGCCAAGCUGGGCCUUUGCCAAUCUGUCCAGCCUCCAGCGGCUGGACCUAUCUAACAACUUCCUGGACCAGCUGCCCCGGUCCAUUUUCGGGGACCUGACGAAUCUUACGGAGCUGCAGCUGCGCAAUAACAGCAUCAGGACCCUGGACAGGGACCUGCUGCAGCACUCGCCCCAGCUCCGCCACCUGGACCUGUCCAUCAACGGUCUGGCCCAGCUGCCCCCUGGCCUUUUCGAUGGACUCCCAGCUCUGCGCUCUCUGUCACUUCGCUCCAACCGUCUGCAGAACCUGGACCGGCUGACGUUUGAACCCCUAGCAAGCCUGCAGCUGCUGCAGGUUGGGGACAACCCAUGGGAGUGUGACUGUAACCUGCGUGACUUCAAGCACUGGAUGGAAUGGUUCUCCUACCGAGGGGGGCGCCUGGACCAGCUUGCCUGUACCCUACCCAAGGAGCUGAGGGGGAAGGACAUGCGUGUGGUCCCCAUGGAGAUGUUCAACUACUGCUCCCAGUUGGAGGACGAGAAUAGCUCAGCUGGGCUGGAUAUUCCUGGGCCACCCUGCACCAAAGCCAGCCCUGAACCCGCUAAGCCCAAGCCAGGGGCUGAGCCCGAGCCCGAGCCCAGCACAGCCUGCCCCCAGAAGCAGAGGUAUCGGCCGGUGAGCGUGCGGCGGGCCAUUGGCACAGUGAUCAUCGCGGGGGUUGUGUGCGGCAUUGUCUGCAUCAUGAUGGUGGUGGCUGCUGCCUACGGCUGCAUCUAUGCCUCCCUCAUGGCCAAGUACCACCGGGAGCUCAAGAAGCGGCAGCCCCUAAUGGGGGACCCGGAGGGUGAGCAUGAAGACCAGAAGCAGAUCUCUUCUGUGGCAUGAGAGCCCAGCCCCACAUGGCCUAGGGACACCAGCCCAGAGGCCUUGAAGCAGCAUGUGUGGAUGGCAGCCUCCAGAGAGCCCAGGCACAUACCACUGGGCGUUUCUUCAGCACUAAGGACAUCACCACUGCCAGGCCCCAUGGGGACACCCACCAAUUCCACUCCUAUAGCCUGCAGCCCAAGAACCAUUGCUCUGUACCCUUCCCCCUCCCAUCUCCCCAUCUUCAGCAGCUCUAGGCCUGGGACACCGGGGUGGGUCCUGGAUCAUGAUGGUGGGAUCUCAAGGAAGCUUACUGCCUGCCAGAAGACCGCAAGCAGACUCCAGGAGCAGGGCGAGGGCUGCAUGUUCUGCCCAGAGGCUUCAGGGGGUGGGGUUUUGUGCACUUAGGGGGCUUCCUGGAGUUUUUAAUUGCACCUGGACUGCGCUCCAAACCAGAGUAUGGGCCAGGGUCCUGUUUGUUACCAGCCUACACCAUAGGGGCAGCAGGUGAGAAGUUGGCUAUGUGGGGAUUUGGGGGUCACUAGUCCCCUUUUAUAGGUCGGCCCCCUACAGAGGGAGUUCUGGGUUUCCAUCUGUUGGAUACCAGUUUUCCCAUGGCUUAUCAAGAGUCAGGAGGCAUCAGGCUGGUUUCUGGUCUUGCUGGUGGCCCAGGAAGAGGCCUCCAGAACAUGAAGGCCAAGGGUCUGAGGAAGGACAGGGCAGGACAGGGUGGCCCACCUUGCCGUGCACCCCCCAAUUCUUCCACCUCAUGGAGGAUCAUGGUAGGUGAAGGGGGCAGGCUUGGGGGGUCAGGUACUGCCUCUGAAAAAGGCCAGCCGAGGCCUCAGUGCAGCUGCUGAAUAUGCCUCCCCGAGUCUGGGGGCAUAGUCUUCCUUCUUUUGGCUUUCCAGUUGAUACCUGAUCUAGGAAUUUU
Messenger RNA from Nyctereutes procyonoides (raccoon dog), 2210 nucleotides. It is a transcript of the gene LRTM2, whose product is annotated as leucine rich repeats and transmembrane domains 2. The coding region runs from base 185 to 1297 and encodes 370 amino acids. The record is from RefSeq and is a predicted model, not a curated record. Gene Ontology annotation, cellular component: plasma membrane. Lineage: Eukaryota; Metazoa; Chordata; Mammalia; Carnivora; Canidae. Gene Ontology annotation, molecular function: protein binding. The transcript has 5 exons.